Molecule: messenger RNA, 2055 nt
Organism: Lachancea sp. 'fantastica'
Lineage: Eukaryota; Fungi; Ascomycota; Saccharomycetes; Saccharomycetales; Saccharomycetaceae
Source: the annotation of a GenBank genome assembly
AUGGGAAUCGACGAUGUACUUUCCCGGAUCCCGGUUAUACUCUCGUAUCCGACGGUGCUCUUGAGCAGCAAUUUGAUCGUGAGCAGAAGUGGUGAGAAUGCAGCUGGCACCACUGGAUUUGGAUUUGCAGAGCUUCUUUUAGAGCAACUGAUAGCACCAUUGCUGUGUGCAUCAGCCGUGGCUGCCCUGGGUGGAGCUUUGGGUUCAAUUGAGCGACUGGGCUCUGUCUUCGGAUUGGCUUUCGUGAGUUUCUCACUCAAUUCGCUAUUAGGGCAUAUCCAAAGUUCUGUUUUGUCGGCUCUACUUUUGCAAAUAAUCAGUGGUGCAACCGCUUUCAAUGCCCUGUAUGCUGUCUUUCCAGCUCUAAGCUUACUCAUUGACUACAUUCAAAACACAUCCUAUUCUAAGACCAUUGCGAGUUAUCUUGUGAUUUUACUGACUCUCUACCUUAAAAACGUCAAAUUGCCAGGCAUGAACAUACUGCGUGGCAAGCAGCUGAGACCUGUACAUUUUGCAUCUUUCUCCGUAAUUUUGGCCGUUUUUUUGCACAUGUUAGUGACAGAUCACUUCGGGCUCAUACCAAGCAUGGUGCAAUCGGGUCUCAAGGUACAACAUUCCAUGAUGUUUGUUUGUCUCGGGUGCCUGGGGCUGCUAUUCGUCAGUUGGAAGGAAAUUUGUCGCGAUUCCAACAUGACAAGCGCACAGAGAGCCCUGAGCUCCCAUUACAUUCCCCCGGUAUUGGGAUUUGCAGCAAUGGCGUUGCAAUUUAUAUCGUCUAACACACUUCCAUCUGCUCUUGCAACAGAUUCCACGCUCUUGGCGUUCAUCGUGGUCAGUGGUGUUGUGUCACUCAGGACUAAACAAUAUACUGGAGUUGAGCACACGGAUAGUGCCGAAAUGGUUUGCGAAAAACAGUCCCACGAACAUUCUCACACGCAUGAUCAUGGUCAUAGUCAUGAUCAUUCUCAUAGUCAUGCUCACCAUCACGUCCCUAGUUCGAACUCUGAUGAAAGCUCGUCUCCUAGUUCCAGGCUACUCCUUCAACUUGCUACGAACCCGGAAACAAGGACCAUUUUCCUGUUCCUACUACUAAACACUGCUUUCAUGUUCGUACAGUUACUCUAUUCCUUCCGUUCCAAGUCCCUCGGGCUACUAUCAGAUUCCCUACACAUGGCUUUGGACUGCCUAUCACUUCUGCUCGGACUGGUUGCCGGGAUCUUAUCCAAAAGGCCCGCAAACGACACAUUUCCCUUUGCCCUUGGCUAUCUUGAGAAUUUAGCAGGUUUCACUAAUGGUGUGCUGUUGAUUGGCAUUGUCUCUGGAAUUUUAGUCGAGGCCAUUGAUAGGAUUUCAAAUCCAACUACUCUACUGGAAACCACUGAACUUUUAGUGGUUUCUUUCUUAGGGCUACUAGUAAACCUUGUCGGACUUUUCGCGUUUGAUCACGGUGGACACAGCCAUGAUGGCGGCAAUGAGAACAUGAGAGGCAUCUUCUUGCAUAUCAUGGCCGAUACACUUGGUUCAGUAGGGGUCGUUAUUUCUACAUUGUUGACGAAAUUGUUUGGUUCUCAGAUUUUUGACCCCAUAGCUUCAAUAUUCAUUGCUGUUUUGAUUCUUUUAAGCUCCAUUCCUUUGAUCAAAUCAACCACCACAAGCAUACUACUGAAGCUCAACGAUAAGCAAGCAAAUAACCUCAAAAGUGCUCUAAAUCAAAUUUCAAUGACUCCAGGCAUCACUGGUUACACCACACCUCGGUUUUGGCCUUUAACGUCAUCUGCUUCGCACGGAGGACAUUCGCAUUCCCAUGGCCAUUCUCAUUCGCAUGCCAGUGAAAAAUCAGAAAGUGAUUCUUCAUGCCAAACGGGAGAAUCACAGACUCUCAUCGGCUACAUUCACGUUCAGUACAUGGAAGGGGAGAACUCCACCAUAAUAAAGAAACGCGUGGAAAAAAUACUGAAGGACGCGAACAUCAAAUCCUGGGUACAGGUUGAACCUAAGGAUUCGGUGUGCUGGUGCCGAUCUUCUGCCGUGUCCAACGCAUCUCCCCUUCCUUGA